Sabethes cyaneus is the source of this 3750-nucleotide messenger RNA. RefSeq lists its product as uncharacterized. The transcript is spliced from 3 exons. Gene Ontology annotation, molecular function: zinc ion binding; nucleic acid binding. The record is from RefSeq and is a predicted model, not a curated record. Bases 1 to 3750 code for a protein of 1249 amino acids. NCBI's taxonomy places the organism in Eukaryota, Metazoa, Arthropoda, Insecta, Diptera, Culicidae.
AUGUCGAAGCUGCGGGCCAAGCAGACACGGCUGCGAAAUUUGAUGACAUCGUUCAACGUGAUCUACACCUUCAUGGAAAAAUAUGAGGCUACAAGUCACUCCAGUGAGCUGGCUUCGCGAUUGGAGAAAUUGGAGCCUCUGUGGGAGAAGAUAAACGAAGCUAUUACGGAGGUAGAGUUGGUCGACAAUGAGGAAGGGGCGGUAGGCGAGAGGUAUGUUAAGGAACUGGUAGAGUUCCAAAAUAAAUUCUACAUUGUGAAAGGUUUCUUAGAGUCUAAACUUCGGGACAAUCCCGAGCAAAAUGGAGCCUUGCAUACGUCUCAGGUGUUGGAGUCCACUAUUAUACCCCCGCAUCAUCAUGUUAAGCUACCAUUGAUUAGUCUACCGAAGUUUUCUGGAAAGGUUGAAGAGUGGUUGGCUUUUCGUGACUUGUUCUUAUCUCUAAUACAUUUGUCGACGGAGUUACCAGAUAUCGAAAAAUUCCACUAUCUACGGGGUCAGUUGGAAGGUGAGGCAUUAGCGGUGAUUUCGUCGUUGGCAUUAACUCAGGCUAAUUAUAACAUAGCAUGGGAGUUGUUGGUGAAACGGUAUUCAAACAGCAAGUGUCUAAAAAGGAAACAAGUGCAGACCCUUUUCGAACUUCCAGCUUUAAAAAGGGAGUCGGUUGCGGAAUUACACAAAUUAGUGGAAGGCUUCGAAAGGGCGACCAAGGUACUAGACCAAGUAGUACCCCCGGAAGAUUACAAGGAUUUGUUGUUGAUUCAUCUUUUAGCCUCGCGAUUGGAUGAUAAAACCCGUCGUAGCUGGGAAGAACACUCGUCGACAUUGAAGGAGGAAGGUUUCAAGGAUAUGAUCGAGUUUUUGCUUCGUCACAUACAAGUUUUAGAGUCUUUACCAAGCAAACCGGCAACAGAAAAUCAACUGCCAACCAUCAGGAGGUUUAAUCCACCCAGGGUUUCUAGCAACGGAUUGACUGAUUCGAAUGAAUAUAAGUGUAUUUCCUGUUCUGGUUCCCAUCCGCUCCACACUUGCCCUAUCUUCGAACGGUUAUCCAUCCGUGAUCGGGAAGGCAUAUUGCGUCAACAUUCUGUUUGUAGGAAUUGCUUUAGGAAAGGGCACAUGGCAAAGGACUGCACUUCCAAAUUCUCGUGCAGGCGAUGCAAGGAACGUCAUCACACAUUAGUUUGCUACAAACAGGAAAAGCGACAGGACAAGCAAGACGGUAAUUCCAAUAAUAAACCCACGAAUACCGUCCAUUCCAACGCGGUUGAAAGGGCGGCCACAGCGUCGAUAACGGAUGCUGCAACCGUAAAUAGUAACGUUGGCAGGUCAGGCACUCGAAUUCUUUUAGCUACUGCGGUGAUUCGAAUCAUAGAUGAUUAUGGUAACGAAGUGCUAGCAAGAGCGCUCCUAGAUUCUGGUUCGGAGUGCAAUAUUAUAUCUACUAAGAUUUCGCAAAGGUUACACGUGAAGACACAUAAAACCAAUAUCCAAAUAUCUGGUGUUGGACAAAGUCCCACAAACACACGGCUAAAAAUUAAGGCAACAAUCAAAUCCAGGCUAAGUGAUUAUUCCCAAGAUAUGGAGUUUUAUGUUUUGUCAAAGAUAACAGAAGAUCUUCCAACUUCAGUUAUAAGACGAGGAGAAUGGAACUUGCCAGCUGGAAUACAGUUAGCGGAUCCGGAGUUUUUCAAAACUAAUGCUAUCGAUGUGCUACUAGGUGGAGAGUUUUUCUUCGACUUUUUCCCGAUGAAGCAACGAGUACCACUAGGAAAAGAAAUGCCCAUGCUCGUUGAAUCCGUUUUUGGUUGGUUGGUUACAGGACGUUGCGGUUUGGGCCAAGGUGCGGCAUUUACCGUUUGUCAACAUUCGGUUAUUUCGGAGUCCAUGGAGCAGCUGAUGAGCAAGUUUUGGGAAUGUGAGGAAGGGCAUUCAGCCUCGAGUUAUUCGGUAGAGGAAACCAUGUGCGAGCAGCAAUUUGUGGAGACAGUUAAGCGAGGAAACGAUGGGCGUUACACGGUUGGAUUACCAAAAUCUCAAAAUUACCUGGCUCGACUUGGCGAGUCCAAAUCAAUCGCUUUUAGGCGUCUGUUGCUGCUUGAAAGAAGGCUAUCCCGAGAUGAGGCAUUAAAAGACGAGUACCAUUCUUUUAUGAAGGAGUACGUGGAUCGUGGCCACAUGAGAAAAAUUUCCGUGAACCCAACUGAGGCUGUUGGGAGUUAUUAUCUUCCUCAUCAUCCUGUUGUUAAGGAGACAAGCACUACAACCCGCGUCAGAGUGGUGUUUGACGCAUCUAGCAAAACUUCUACUGGAACGGCUUUAAAUGAUAUUUUGUUGAACGGACCCGUCAUACAGGACGAUCUACGCUCUAUUAUUUUACGAAGUCGAAUUUAUCCCAUUAUCCUGGUGGCUGACAUCGAAAAAAUGUUUCGUCAGAUCAGGAUGGAUACCAACGAUCUGCCCUUGCAAAGGAUCCUUUGGCGGUUUUCCCCAGAACAACCUGUGGACACAUACGAACUCCUCACCGUUACUUACGGUACAAAACCAGCACCCUUUUUGGCCACACGGACCUUGAAGCAGUUGUCGUCAGAUGAAGCCGCUAAUUUUCCAAUAGCGUCUAAUCGGAUGGUUAAGGACGUUUACAUGGAUGACGUCAUUACCGGAGGAAGAACCGUCAAGGAGGCGAGAAUUAUCCGGUCCGAGUUGGAUGAAAUGCUACAGAAGGGAGGCUUCCGUUUACGUAAGUGGGUGUCGAAUAAUGACAAGGCACUUAAUGGCAUCGCCGAGGACAAUCUGGCACUACCUCGAGGAACAGGUAUUGACUUCGAUCGUGAACGUACUGUUAAAACUCUCGGUCUGGUAUGGGAACCAGAAUCGGAUACAUUGAGAUUCAAAAUCAAUAUCGUACUGUUACCGGAUGCAGAACUCACCAAACGAAAGGUUCUGUCAUGUAUUGCGAAGGUGUUUGAUCCUUUAGGGUUGAUUGGUCCGGUCGUGACAAAGGCAAAAAUGUUCAUGCAGCAAAUUUGGCAGUUUAAGGAUAAGGAAAACAAGCCGUUAGGAGGGCGAAGAUUGUGUAGACUAACCACCCAACGCUGUCUUACUUGCUACCGAAUGAAACCCACACUUCAGCAGCAAUUUAUGGCUCAACUGCCCGCUCCGAGAAUCAAGGCAGCUCGUCCGUUUUCAACAACUGGUGUGGACUAUUUUGGUCCAGUGUACAUACGCCAGGGAUACCGCAAGGGAGCUGCAAAGGCCUAUGUAGCAGUGUUCAUCUGUUUUUGUACCAAGGCGGUACACCUAGAGUUGGUGUCCGACCUGUCGACAGCUAAAUUUAUACAGGCUCUUCGCCGCUUCAUCGCCCGUAGAGGACCAUGUCACGAUAUUUACUCCGACAACGGGACUAAUUUUGUCGGAGCCAGGAACACAUUAGCUGAACUUCUACGAUCCCUAAAAACCCAUGCUCGCAACGAAGAAAUUCAGAAGGUGUGCAGUGACGAAGGUGGAACUCUGUGGGAACGAACGGUACCGCUUUAUGUGGGUACCGAUGUGUCGCUUUUCCUUUUUGCUAAUGACGUUACCUCCGGGUAUCGCGACUUGUGGCGUCUGCUAUCUGGAUGUAUUAAUUCGGCUGAUAAGAACCUUGAAUCGUUGACGACGACGGACGGUGGUUACGUGUCCGCUUACGUGAUCAAAGGCCUCUCCCAAAGAGCUUACGUUGUGCAUUCAGUAGAUAUGCAGGGACGAUGA